Molecule: messenger RNA, 2954 nt
Organism: Nerophis lumbriciformis (worm pipefish)
Lineage: Eukaryota; Metazoa; Chordata; Actinopteri; Syngnathiformes; Syngnathidae
Gene: bcas3
Product: BCAS3 microtubule associated cell migration factor
Biological process (GO): response to starvation; autophagy
Cellular component (GO): cytoplasm
Molecular function (GO): protein binding
Source: RefSeq, a predicted model, not a curated record
CUUCCGGGUGCGAGCGUGUUUUGGUGCAUGAGCAGACUAGCACAACAAUUGAAGAUAAUCUUCACUCAACACCAGAGCAGAUGUCUUCAGACUCUCCUCGCAGGAUGAGUCGCUGUGCUGGAGGAGCUCUGGUGCGAGCACAAGCUGCCACAGAACAGUCCUACAUGGAGAGUGUAGUCACCUUCCUACAAGAUGUAGUUCCUCAGGCUUACACUGGUGCUCUGCAAACGGACGAAAAGGAGAAAAUCAUUUGGGUUCGAUUUGAGAAGGCUGACAUCAAUGACUCUGCACGAAACCCCGAGUUCAUGGAGAUGCACGGUGGAGUCACGGACCCUCCCCUCUGUCUCAUGAUUGGCUACACUGAUGGCAUUCAGAUUUGGAGCAUAUCUGUGGCAGGAGAGGCCCAGGAACUGUUUUCUGUGCGACACGGUCCAGUCAGAACUGCUCGCAUUUUGCCAGCCCCGCAUAUCGGUCCUCUGGAAGUGGACAUCUUCUCUGACAAGAGACCCCUGCUGGGAGUUUGCAAGAGCACAGGAUCUUCAGGAACAAGUCCACCUUACUGCUGUGCUGACCUGUACUCUCUGAGGACAGGAGAGAUGGUCAAGUCCAUCCAGUUCAAGACCCAGAUCUAUGAUCUGCACUGCAACACUCAUAUUCUAGCAGUCAGCCUGCAGGAGAAGAUCGCUGCGUUCGACAGCUGCACCUUCACCAAGAAGUUUUUUGUCACAAGCUGCUAUCCCUCUCCUGGACACAAUCUCAAUCCUGUAGCCCUGGGCAGCCGCUGGCUAGCCUACGCUGAGAACAAGUUGAUCAGGUGUCACCAGUCUCGAGGAGGAGCAUGUGAUGAUAGUUCACAAUCCUACACAGCAACAGUGAUCAAUGCUGCCAAGACCCUGAAGAGCGGCCUGACCAUGGUUGGCAAGGUGGUGACCCAGUUGGCAGGUACUGUGCCGGCAAGCACGUCUGAUGAAGAAGGUUCUCCUCACACGGGGAGUCGUCGUAGUCUCCAUACCUCGGGGGUGGUCACCAUCAUUGACACGCACAGUGUUGGCGAAGGGCAGGUCCUGGUGAGCGAGGACUCUGACGGAGGAGGAGUGGUGGCUCACUUCCCGGCUCACGACAAGCCAAUAUCCUGCAUGCAGUUCAGUCCCAGCGGUAUGCUGCUGGUGACCGCUGACAUCCUGGGUCAUGACUUCCACGUCUUCCAGGUCCUCACCCACCCAUGGACCUCCUCCCAGAGUGCCGUGCACCACCUGUACACCUUGCACCGCGGGGAGACCGAGGCCAAGGUCCAGGACAUGUGUUUCAGCCAAGACAGUCGCUGGGUGGCCAUCAGUACACUUCGUGGUACCACGCACGUAUUCCCCAUCAACCCGUACGGCGGCGCCCCCUGCACCCGCACACACUUGUCCCCGCGGGUGGUCAACCGGAUGUCCCGCUUCCAGAAGAGUGCGGGCCUGGAGGACAUCGAGCAGGACUUGAACAGAGCGGCCGCCUAUGGAGGCGGGGCAGGCGGCGGCGGCGGCGGCCUGGGAGGAGGCGGCUGUGUCCUGGGAGGAAGCAUGGGGGGUCGCUGUAGUCCCAUACCUGGACUCUCCAGUAGUCCUUCAGGGUCCCCGCUGCACGCCAAGCUGAGCAGUCCAGAGUCGUACAACAACUUGAGUCACAACAACAUGAACAACCCUCGACUGUCUGCUACCAACACCACUUUGCUACUACUACUUCCUCUGGUGCAGAUCAAACAACCUCUCACCCUGGGCAACAUCACCAAGAGGACCAGCAAAACUAAACCACCAUCACAGAUUUCUCCAAGCAAGUCUGCUGGAGGAGAGUUCUGUGUGGCCGCCAUCUUUGCUUCAUCCCGCUCCUGGUUCAUCAGCAACCCCACCAUGAAGAGAGAGAAAGACCAGCCAAGGCAAAGUGUGGUGGACUCACUGUACAUCAUCAGUUGCUAUGGUAACCUGGUGGAACACGUUCUGGAACCUCGGCCAAUCAUCACAGCCCAGAAAAAAAGCGACGACACGGCUUUAGAACUUUGCAGUUCUCCAAGGGCCUGCUGGACCCUGGCCAGAACUCCACAAUGGAAUGAACUGCAGCCGCCCUUCAACACCAACCAUCCCUUGGUCUUGGCCUCUGACUUAGUGCGGUCCUGCCAGGAACUUUUGGCUGGUACGUCCCUGAGUCGCGUCCAGCAACACGCGGAGUCAUCAGAGAUGCGAGCGUGCGAGGCGAGAGGACAAUACGACGAGGAGUGGCUCUCCCAGGUGGAGAUCGUCACUCACACCGGUCCACAUCGCCGCCUGUGGAUGGGACCCCAGUUUCAGUUCAAGACCAUCCACCCUUCAGGCCAGACCACCGUCAUUUCCUCCUCGUCCUCGGUCCUGCAGUCUCAGGGUCCGCCUGACGCCCAGCAGCCUCUCCUGGACUUUGACACGGACACCCUGGACUUGCACAGUCUGAGGAUCCAGCCGCUGCGCUCCGAUCCAGUCAGCAUGCCCGGGUCUUCAGGGCUGCCAUCCGACCGUCUAGGCCAGGUGAACAUCAUGGACGCCGGACCAGACACGUUGGACGGGUGUGGCGUGACGCUGCUGGAGGUUUGUGGCAGCUGGCCGGAGAGUUUUGGCGUGCCGAGACACAACUUGGCGUUCUCCGAGUCCACCGAUGAAGGUCUGAGGGAGCGUUUGGCCGACGCCAUGUCGGAGUUUCCUUCUCGCGACAUCGAGGGUUCUGCUACAGAGCUGCAGAGAGAAGGAAGCAUCGAGACUUUGAGUAACAGUUCAGGUUCUACAAGUGGAAGUAUCCCAAGGACUUUUGAAGGUUAUCGCUCUCCUCUUCCAACCAAUGAGAACCAACCUCUCAGCCUCUUCUCCAACAACUUCCCAUGAACACACACACACACACACACACACACACACACACACACACACACACAUUAUAUUACACACACUAUACUA